AUGGCGAAGAGACACGAAGAAUGGGCGGCGGAGCAUGGGCGAGUUUACGGAGAUGCGGAUGAGAAGCAGCGCAGGUUUGAGAUUUUCAGCGACAAUGUCAGGUAUAUUGACUCCUUCAACAUGGAGAGGAAGUAUAACUAUAAGUUGGGCAUUAACCAGUUCGCUGAUAUGACGAACGAAGAGUUUGUGGCGACCCACACAGGGUCUCGCCCUCGGAAUGGUCCAAGAUCGAUGACGGAAUUUCAAUAUGCUCGUGUGAGUGAUUUGCCCUCCAGCAUCGAUUGGAGGAUUACAGGUGCGGUUACCGAUGUAAAGAAUCAAGGCUCCUGCGGAUCGUGCUGGGCAUUCUCUGCAAUUGCAGCUGUUGAAGGGAUCGUUCAAAUAAAAACAGGACAACUGAUAUCUUUAUCAGAGCAAGAGCUCGUCGACUGCGACUACACCGAUAACGGAUGCAACUGGGGCUGGGUCGACAAGACCUUCGACUUCAUCGCGCGCUUUGGCGGCGUAAGUUCGGAGGCCGAGUACCCUUUUACUGGAGCUAAAGACAAUUGUAACAUUACAAAACUGUCGCAAAAUAAAGCGGCUUCCAUUGGCGGCUACGAAUACGUGCCUUCGAAUGACGAAACCAUGCUCAUGAAAGCCGUCGCUAACCAACCGGUAUCGGUUAACAUCGACGGCAGCGGGAGCCCCUUCCAACACUACAGUGGCGGUAUCUUCGACGGGCCUUGUAACACUACAAUGAAUCACUACGUUACCGUUGUCGGUUACGGAGAAGAUGAGAGGGGCACAAAAUAUUGGAUAGCAAAGAACUCGUGGGGCGCGACGUGGGGCGAGAAUGGUUACAUAAGAUUUAAGAAAGAUGUCGAAGCGAAAGAAGGGGUGUGUGGUCUUGCAAUGUAUCCUUCUUACCCCACAUUUUGA
This is a messenger RNA of Ananas comosus (pineapple), 921 nucleotides long. Its product is annotated as ervatamin-B-like. The record is from RefSeq and is a predicted model, not a curated record. NCBI's taxonomy places the organism in Eukaryota, Viridiplantae, Streptophyta, Magnoliopsida, Poales, Bromeliaceae. Gene Ontology annotation, molecular function: cysteine-type endopeptidase activity. The transcript is spliced from 2 exons. Gene Ontology annotation, cellular component: lysosome. Bases 1 to 921 code for a protein of 306 amino acids.